Molecule: messenger RNA, 1651 nt
Organism: Suillus paluster
Lineage: Eukaryota; Fungi; Basidiomycota; Agaricomycetes; Boletales; Suillaceae
Product: zinc iron permease
Exons: 9
Coding region: 194-1543 (449 amino acids)
Biological process (GO): zinc ion transmembrane transport
Cellular component (GO): plasma membrane
Molecular function (GO): zinc ion transmembrane transporter activity
Source: RefSeq, a predicted model, not a curated record
CGUAAUACUGUCAUGCCAGUGACUGGGGAGGUCCCCAAAGUGGAAUCGUUGGUAUAGAAGAUGGCCUUUGCAACCUUCCUGUAUGACUGCCACCUCUAACCUACUUAAAUAUUUCCCUUGGAUUUGAAGGGCAGACCACUACUAGUCUACGCUCCACGACAGCUUCGCAGCAUUGGGGACCUUCAGGAUCAUAAUGACAGCAUUAGAAUUUGGUGAUCCCCCAAUUGGGUACUACGACGUGUCAAGUAUGCAUUCGCAUAUACAAGAUGUGCGUUCGCGGGUCAGCGCGAUGUGUAUCAUAUUUGUUGUGUCUCUUUUUGCAUCAUCAUUCCCUUCUAUUUCAAAGCGCCUCACAUUUCUUCAAAUACCUCGUAUCGUGUUUUUCAUUGGAAAACACUUCGGAACUGGUGUCAUCUUAUCCACAGCGUUCGUUCAUCUCCUUCAAGAAUCCUUUGAAGCUUUAAGCGAUCCAAUUUUACGCUCUCGCUCGAGGAUAGGAGAUUUUACUGGUCUUAUUGUACUGACCUCGCUUUUGUCCAUUUUCUUGAUUGAAUAUGUAUCCACCUCAUACGUGGACCGUCUUCAGUCAUACAAUUCACCACUUCCAUCCCCAGAAUCGACUACCCCGGUAAUUUCGUCGACACCUAUCUCCGCCAGUCCUACACGCCAAUUCGAUACGCCUAAGCCACCAGAAAGUCGCACUUCCCAAUCCGAACAGACGCAUCUCAUACAUUCUCAUACCUCAAAAAGCCCUCGACGUACGCGAUCGUUCUCGUACGGAUCUACAAGUGAGCAGCAUAGGCACGACUCCUAUUUCUUCGAGGGGCAUCAUAGACACGAAUCUAGGUGUUCCCAUGAUACACACCAUGAACGCGGCUUGAAGCUGUCAUCAUCAUACGGCCCAGAGGAACUCGGACAGGGUAUUGCGACAGGCGUUGGGAACGCACAUGAUCGGGAGCUGCAUGCUGGGAACGGGCAUUCACAUACGUUCGAUUCUGAAAUAGCUGAUGGACGAUUGGAGAACGGCGAACCUGGAGAGGUUAAAGUUGGGAAGAAGAGGCAAAUUGUCGGUAUUCUUGUUUUACAAUUAGGCAUCAUGAUCCAUUCCGUCGUCAUAGGUCUAACAUUAGCAAUAACUUCGGGUUCCGAGUUCACGUCACUACUCGUGGCUAUCAUCUUUCACCAGCUUUUCGAGGGGCUAUCGCUCGGCAUUCGGAUAGCAUCUCUUCCGGAUGGAAGCAGCAAAUAUAUGACCAUUUUGCGAUCUACUCUUACCAUGCUCUUUGCAGUCACAAACCCUGCAGGCAUCGUUAUUGGUCUCCUGGUGUUCAGGCGUGAUCACGACGUCACGGAUAUGCUCCUCACCCAGGGAAUCAUGUCCGCAAUAUCUGCAGGGAUGUUGAUGUAUGCCGCGUGUGUGGAGAUGCUUGCAGGGGACUUCGUGAUGGAUCCCAUUCUGUGGCGCAGCGAGCUUUGGAAACAGGCACUUGCAUUGGCAAGCUUGGGAGCGGGAGUGACAGCUAUGGCACUCGUGGGGACGUGAUGGUCAGCUUAACUGACUUGAUCAAACGCGUGCCAAAACCUCUUGAAUAGUAACCUCCCGUUACUUAUCUCUCUAUUAGUAUCUUGAAAUGGCAUCUGUUUUGCUAUU